GGAUACACAAAAUAAUUUAUCAACGUUCAUAAUGUUUUUCGUUAUUAUAAUUUAAAAGAAAAAUGUCAGCUUAUAAAUAAUCCAUGACCUGAGAUGAAAACUUCACAUAUAAUAUAUUUCAGUAUACAUGGAAUGAAUGAGGUAUGAAAAUUCAACAGCUUGCUCCAGUUGUCAUUAAAAAAUUAAGAUCUGAUGUAGCAUUUACAAGUGUUGCCCACUGCAUUGAAGAAUUAGUAUGGAAUGCUAUCGAUGCAGAUGCAAGCUGUAUUGCUGUUCGAUUGAACCUACCUUUUUAUCGAAUUCAAGUUGUGGACAAUGGGAAUGGAAUAUCCCCAGAUGACAUGAAAUUGGUUGGUACAAGAUAUGCUACAAGUAAAUGCCAUUCAUUAGAAGAUCUGGAAAAUUUAAAGUAUGGUGGAUUUCGAGGAGAGGCUUUGUCUAGUUUGAAAGAGAUCGCCUCUGUUUUAAUGAUAGAAUCUCGUUCUGCUGGAUCAGAUGAAACAUAUUGUAAAAUAUUCACUAAAGGUAUUGCAUCAAAACCUAAAAGAUCAAAUGGUUCUCGUCCCAGUAAAGGUACAACUGUGACAGUUUUAGAUUUUAUGUAUAAUAUGCCUGUUAGAAGGAGUGCUAUUUCUGAAGCUUUAGAUCUUGAGGAUACUCGUAAAUUACUCCAAAGUAUUGCCUUAGUUCAUCCUGGAAUAUCAUUUUCACUUCAAAAUGAAGCAACAAGAGAGAUUUGUUUUCAAUUUAAAAAGUGUAGUUCAAUAUUUAAUGCAUUUAUCCAAUUGUUUGGAAAAAGCAAAGCAGAAAAUUUAAAACACAUUCAAGAACAGUUUGAUGAGUAUGAAAUUCAGGGUUAUUUAAGUACUGAUAGUUAUUUUUCUAAAGAUCUCCAGUUUCUCUAUGUUAAUCAACGUCUUAUUCUUAAAACUAAAAUUCAUAAAUUAAUCAACAAUACUUUAAAAAGAGCUCUUUUCACCAAGCAGUUAUCAAAAUUAGAUAUUUUAGAUUCGUCAUCACCUAGCAAGAAUAACCUUGGGAAAAAUCAAAUUCAAUAUGGUAUAUUUGUUUUAAAUAUUUUAUGCCCUUAUUCCAAAUAUGAUGCAAUAUUUGAUCGGCGACGGACUAUAAUUGAAUUUAAAGACUCUGAUAAAAUUUCCAAACUUAUUGAUAAAGCCCUCCUUAAUUUCUUAAAAAAAGAGAAACUAGUCUGCAUUUCAGAGGAGGAAAAUAAAUUACAAUCAUCUAAUAUUACUUUCAAUCCUAAUGAAAUUACUGAUGCAUAUAAUUAUAAAUAUGGAUUAUUUUCACGUGCAGCUAAACGCUUGAAUACUAUCUCAGUACCUUCAGAAUCAUCUAGAAGUGCUUCAACUAAUGAAGAUUGUUAUCCAGUUGAAAGCAUUUCCUUACAUUCUGGAAGAAAUAAUGAAUCUGUUUUCACUAAAUCUCUUUUUGAUGCUGAAUUUAAUAAUGCAUCAUCGUCGACAACUUAUAGUACCAGAUUUGAGUAUAUAGCAAGUGAUGGUAAUAAGCUAAAUGAAGAUCCAAAUAAGGGAAAAAGUAUCCAUAAUGUAGAGCAGUCUAGAACUGGUCAGAAUUUAAUAACUUUGAAACAAGGUACUACAAAUGGAUCUAUUUUAGAUGGUAUAAGAUUAAAAUGUAAAUUUACUUCUAUAUCUGAUAGGAAUAAUAAUAUAAAUAAUAAUGUAAUAAAUUCUAUUGAAUCUCCUUCAACUGAAAUCCUUGACAUUCCUUGUAGAUCUGUGUUUCCAACAAAAAGUCCAAUUAUGCUUAGAGCACCUGCUAAAAGUACAUUGUCAUUAUUGCAAAAGAAGUACCCUCAGUCAGAUGCACUGCUUAAAUUGAAAGAGAAAUACCAGUUUGUACCAAAUAAGAGUGAAAAUAAAUUAUCUCCUAUUAAAAAUCAUCAGUCUUGUGUACAGCCUAAGAAUUGUAACAAGGCAUGUAAUGACAAUAAAAGUAGCUGCGAAGGAACAAUGGAAAGUAGAGAAAUGCCUAUAACAAGCAGUUUUAAAAAUAAUUCACAUCAAAAUUUUAUCUGCAACUUACCAUGCUUAGAUGCACAAGAAACAAAAUCUUUUCAGUAUGCCUCAGUUGUUUCUGAAUCCCAAAGUAAGGUAUUAUCUAAAUAUUCCUUUAAAAAUGAACCCAAACCUUUAGCUUUACAGAAAUUAUCUCGCUCUAAUAAAGUCAGUGCAAAAUCCCUUACUAAGAAUCUACAUUUGGGUAGAGAUAUGAUUGAUAACUAUAAUUAUGAAUCGGAUGUUUCCAAAACAAAGAAAAUUAAAUUUGUUGUAGAGAAUUUUCCUGAUCAUAAGAUGUGUAAGCAUCAUUCUGUUACAAAUGAAGUGAUGAAAAGUGCUGAUUCUGUUUACUCAUUUGAGAACACAUCAGUUCAUAAGAAUUUUAAUGAAACCAAUGUUGGUCUGAAAUUUUAUUCUCAUGAAAAUAAUUAUAUAGAUGCUAAUAGCACAAUCAGAUCUCAAAAUCUGAAAAGCACAUCAAAUUUGAUAUCAGAUCAAUAUAAUACAUUUUUAUUGCAAACUUUUACUGUUACAGAUAAAUCUAAUAAUUUACAUAAUAAUAACACACUUAGUGAUACAUCUCAUUCUAAUGAUUUCCCUAGCCGCGUUUUUUGCCGAGACUUAAGUAAAGACAAUGUUAGUGAAUGUCCUUUGAAAAAACAAACUGAUUGUGAACUAAUUUCUCCAGAUGUUUGUAUCUCUAAUUCUAUAACAGCAGAAUCAAAAGUUCAGGUAUUUAGUGAAGAAAUGGAGAAUAUUGCUACAGAUACUGAAACAGAAACUAAACAUCUCAAUUCUAGUCAUGAUAUAUCUGUUAAUAAGCAAAAUAUGCACAAUCUUUUGAAAAUCCGUAGUGAAAAACUAAGUAAUUCUGGCAACUGUGAUAAUAACUGUGCCUUUUCUGAAGAACAUUUUAACACACAUGAAAUUUGUAACAAAGAAUGUAUUUCAACUAUAUCAGAAAGCAGAAGCCUGGUGACCAGAGCAGAAAGUGAAUUUGAUUUAGAAGCAUCACCUAUUAUUCCUUUGCAACAUAAAAAUGCAGUAAACCAUGCAUUUAAUACUGAUAUUAAGGAAUUUAAUUCCAUGGUUCCGUGUUCUGAUGGGUAUGAAAUUUCUGCACUAUCUGCUGAAACAGGUUUUACCUUUAACUCACAAUCAGUAUUAAACUCUGUAAAAGAAUUCAUACCUGUAGUGCAAGAAAUAUCAAAUGAAAAUCAGUUUUCUUAUCCAAAUCAGACUGAUUUUGACAUCAGGAAUGAAAAGUUGCUGAUAGAAAAUAACAUUGCAGACUCAGAUUAUCUUGAAGCUGAGUUUGAAUAUAAGUUUAAUGGUGAAUCUUCAAAUGAUAAAUGUGAACCAUCUAGUGGUAUACAUCAAAAUAUUCAAGUUUGUCAUGCCACUGAGCUUUCACUUGUUAAUCAAAGGUUAGAAGUUGAAUGUGCUGAUUAUCCAAAUAAACCUAGUACAUGCUCAUCAAAAUCUGUGGUUAAUAAACAUCAGUAUGAAUCUCAGAAUGAGGAAAAUGAAAUCAUUGCAGAGGUUUCAUGUCUAGAAGAAGGUGACACAAAUUUAAAUGUAGAUAAAUGCUAUGAAUCUCGUAAAGAGCAAGAUGGCAGAAGCAGUGUAAAUGUUUUGAAUAUUCCUGUGCAAAAUAACUGUGCAUAUGUUCCUUCUGCAGACAGGAAAAAUAAAGAAGCACAGUGUGAUGAUUUUAUUAAUUAUAAUGCUAGUGCAGAAAGCUCUUUGAAUAAUGAAAUAAGUAAUGAAACAAAUUCAACUGAUGCAUUGAUAGUGAAAUCCUUUGAAAAUAAAAGCUCCCAGACUGUUACUGAUGCAGAAAUUAAUUCUGUUGAUGAAAAAGCUUUGAGUGACAAAUUGAUAGGUAAUAUGGAAAUAUCCAAUAGAUGGAUAUGUCAAACAGAUCCAGAAACAAAAAGAGUCACUUACAUAGAUACAAUUACUGGAAAUUCUUCAUUUUUUAUGCCUGAGCAGAAGGAGUUGGAUGAAACAAAAGAGUCAGUUUCAGGUCAUUUUAAGAAGGGGCACUUUUUUCUGUCACAUGAUUUUUCACCAUUUAUGCCAAAAGAAUCAAGUCCAGGCAUAACAGAUGAUGUAUCCAUAUCUGACCUCCAGACUGAAUUGACAGAUUUUGUUGAAAAUGAAGAGAAAAAGGAGUGGAACUGCAAAUGGAGAGAUAAUAAACAAGAAAGCUCUUAUUGUGACAAUAAUGUAGAAGAAAUGUUCAACAAGUGGGAAAAUCCUAUGUUUAAUAUUUCAUCAGAGGCAAAUUGUGCAGAAGACCCAAAUAUUUCUCAGAAUGUUCCUCAAAUGUAUGGUGUUCUGAACUCAUAUCGUUUUUCAAAAAGUACAUUACAGAGUUUACAAGUUAUUGGACAAGUAGAUUGCAAAUUCAUUGCUUGUGUCCUUCAAGAUUUCAAUAAUGGCUGCAAUGAUCAAAAGUUGCUUGCAUUGUUUGAUCAGCAUGCUGUUCACGAACGGAUAAGGCUAGAAGAACUUUCCGAGGAGGUUUAUGAAACUGCAGAAAAUGGUGAGAGAAGAAUAAAGUCUGUACCAAUCACUCCAUCACUGCAGAUAACAUUAGAAUCAGAAGAAGUUAGACUUCUGCAUGCCUAUCAUAUAUACCUGAGACAAAUAGGGAUUCACUUAUCUCUAAAUAAUGAUUCUAAUGUAAUCGAUGUAUAUUCCAUUCCUGCCGUUUUCGUUGAAAAAGAAACUAAAGAGCUACGAAAGAAGUUGCCUGAAAUUUCUUCUUUAGUUGAGAAACUGAUCCGAGAGUGGUUAACGUCUUUAAUACAAACUAGAAGUCUCUCUUAUAUUAUACCAAAGACUUUGAGCUCAGUGUUAAAUUCACAAGCUUGUCGAGGUGCUGUAAAAUUUGGUGAUCCACUAAGUUUGUCUCAAUGCGAGAAUUUAUUAAAUUUGCUAUCAAACUGCAAAUUACCUUUUCAGUGUGCUCAUGGUAGGCCUUCUAUAGCCCCAGUUUUGGAUAUUAAAAAGAUAGAAGCAUUGUGUAAAAAGAGAUUGCCACCAAAAUUAGAAAGCUUAUCUUUAAGGAUGUCAAAUAAUUAGUUAUGAAGUUUCUAGAACAAUAUAUUCCAGAACAUUUUGUACGUUAAGAAGGUCCCUAAAUGGAAUUUUUUUAAAACUUAUGAUUGAAUUUUGAAGCUUUAAUAUUUGUGCUCUGAUGAUGACACAAAUGAAAUGAGCAAUGAAAUAAGUGAAAAAUUCUGCAAAAGAUAAUGACAAAAAACAUCUGCUACUAAAUUUAAUAACAGUGACUGCUGUGUUUUCAAAAAUUUUUAUCUACACAAAAAACACAUUGUACAGAUUGUGCUGAAUUUUCAAAAAUUUAAUAUUUAUAUAGAUAUUUUUAUACACCACUAGUGCUGUUGAACUUUCUUUUUUUUUUUUAACCCGUUAUUUAUUAUCAGUUCAGUAUUUUAAUUUGUUUUUCUUAAACUGCACAUAAGAAUGUGUGAUUUAUUUUUAUAAAAGAUGGUUUAAUUCUUAUACAUUUUUAAUGAAAGUGAUAUUUGUGCCAUCUUCUAUAAAUUUCAGGCAUAAAGAAUAAUUGUAAAAUAUUUUUUUCUAUUAUAAUUUUAAUUCCAUCUGAAUAUUUAUAUUAUUUAUUCAUUUAAUGAUAAAAUUUAUAGUUAUAGUUUUGUUCUCUAAAGAAUAUGAAUUGUCUGUUAUUUCUGUAUAUUAUAUUUAUGUAUGAAAUGAAAAUUAAAUUUUAUGUAUUUCCUUAAAACGACAUAAAUAAUUUUGUACAUAACAGAGAUAAAUGAAUUAUCAGUCCAUUGAUUUGCUUUAUAAAGCUUUUUGACAAAUUAUAUAUUGAUUUCAUGAAAGUGUUUAGAAAAUUAUCUGUUAAAGAAAGAUGCCUUUGUAUUAGAAGACUUUCCAAGGAAAAACAGUUUGCAUUUAUGGCUUAAAGUAAUGAAAAAAUUCCAUUCAGUCACUAGGAAUUAAACCUGAAACAAACUACCAGUGUCCAGUAGUCUCAUUUACUCGCCCAUUAACGGAGCUUCAUUGUUUUAGAACAUGUUAUACAAAUAAAUAAAGUCUACAAUUUAAAAUAUUGUGAAUCAAUAAUGAAGCCUUAUAAAAUUUGUGCAUGAGAAAUGGGGAUGUUUAAAUUAUGCAAAAAAAAAGAGUUUCAUUAGCAAGAUUUAUAUGGCCGUACCGAUAUAAUGGUACAAAAUAAGAGAAAAAUAUAAAACUGGUUUGACAGAAAUUUUCUUUUACAUGUGUUUAAAAUUUUAAUUGUAGAAUAAGAUUUAAUAAAAUAUGCUUGUAACUAUGGGUUUUUAAUUACGAUUUUGACAUUCACAGUACUGCCAAUUCAUCUCAAUUGCAAAAUGUCCUCGUAGCUGCUUCGGACAUCAGUUCCAGCAAAACUAUUUUGGUUGGGAACCCUUCAAUGGUAGAAGGAGAAGAAGCUAAUUUUUCAGAAAAUUUUCUGCUAUCCUGAUGUGUCUAUAGGUAUAAUACACCCUAUUAGUAUCACAGCACUUUAGAUGAGCUCAUAACCACCAUCCUAAUUGAUCCCAAAGAUGCAUGCUCAUAUGGGUUAAGAAUAGGACUUUCUUUUUUUCAGUCAAAUUUUUUGUUCCAAAUCACUCUUAUGAUCUGUGCUUUAAGAACGACCAUGUUAUCAUUAUAGGCCAAUUGCAGAAUGCUGUUGUUAUAAAGUAGCAAAAUGGAACUGUAAUGCCCACAAUCUUGAAUACUUAGGUUUUUCAAGAUUCUGGGGGGGGGGGGAACCUGGCAGACCAAGAUCAAGUGAAGAAAAACUGGCUUACAUGGGAAUUCCUCCUACACAAAAUUUCGUAGAGGACAGUGUGUUUCUGUACUCUCCAGCAAGUAGUGUUUCCUGGAUAAUUGCUGUCCAUAAGAUCUCCACAAUAUAUAGUGCGAUUUCCUUUAUCUACAAAAUGUUCUUCCAUUGUUCUUUACACAAUUGUAGUCAAUGGGUAACAUUUCAUUCAGUGAUCAUUAGCUUGCAUAUUACAGUUGAUCCACAUAAUUCAAAUGCAAAUAUCAUACAACAGAUAAUACAAAAGCUAGCAUAACUUCCCAUAAACAAUUUAUAAUCUGAAAAUUUGUAACUGUAAGCUCUAAUGAGGCCUGCUGAAUCGAUUCAUUGCACAUCCAAAGUAUUGACAGUUCUAAUAUGUCAAUUUUUUGGGCUUCAGAGUUUGGAAUUGAGUUUUAUAAGUCUCUCAUAUUUUCUUUUCGUUAAUAUAUCAUUCACUGUUGCAUUUAGAAUUUGCAAAAGUCUUGCAAAUGGAAUGACCAGAUUGGUGUCUAAUGAUGAUCAUGCUAUGUUUGGCUUUACUCAGCUCACAUUAUGUAUUCAUUUUGAGAGCAGUUUUAGCAUUAAAUCUGUGAGCUCGCAUUUCUUUUAUUGGGUUAUGACUUGCAUUGAUGAAGCACCACUAAUGUUCUAGUGAAUUGUGUGCAAUUUUAAUGCAUUAAUGAUGCACACUAAUGUUGUAAUGAGUAUCUGUCUAUUAAUAGUGAAUUAUCAAAUGAAGUCAAUACAUUUUUCAAACUCUUAGUGAUUUUUUUAAUAGAACUGGACAAACAGAUUACUUUUUAAAAACAUAUUAUUGAUUAUCAAAAUUAUUUCUGUCAAAUAUAUUUAAUGUUAAGGGAGCAAUUAAAGCAAUGUCAGGUGUGCAGAAAGUGACAUUUUUCUAAUCACUUAUAUUAAUGUUGAUUGCAUUUUGAAAAUGUCAGUUAGUAAUGAUAAUGUUGUUGGAAGUUUGUGUACAAUAAAUCUUAGGAGGAUAA
Messenger RNA from Stegodyphus dumicola, 7868 nucleotides. Its product is annotated as DNA mismatch repair protein Mlh3-like. Gene Ontology annotation, biological process: mismatch repair. Gene Ontology annotation, molecular function: mismatched DNA binding; ATP binding; ATP-dependent DNA damage sensor activity. NCBI's taxonomy places the organism in Eukaryota, Metazoa, Arthropoda, Arachnida, Araneae, Eresidae. Gene Ontology annotation, cellular component: mismatch repair complex. The record is from RefSeq and is a predicted model, not a curated record.